AUGGCAAAGCGAGCUGUCAAGGGCACAUACUUGGCUGACCACCCCUUCCUACUUCUGGCACCUGCCGCUGAAGGAUCGGCGUAUGGCGUGUACUUGCACAACGCAAACCAGAUAGAAUUGGUGACGUCACUACGAGGAACGCUCACGUUCCGCGUCGAUGGCGGUCAGCUCGACUUCUUCGUGUUCGGUGGACCGACGCCCCAGUCGGUUCUGGAACAGUACCAGGGACUCGUUGGUCGAUCCGGAAUGCCCUCGGUGCGCACUCUGCUGCACCCGGUGCCCUCCGGUGGACCCGUCAAGCUAGACAGCGUCGUCACCAAUGCGCAGCUGGCGCGCGCAGUGCAUCGACUGGGCCUCUACAGACUCAAGCAGAACCUGAAUGUCACCAUCACACCCCAGGUCGUGAUCCAGGAGAGCACGGGAAAGCGGCCUUACACGUGCUACGACAAGAACAAGAAAGCGGUUUACUUCGUGGACUUCACGCACCCGAUGGCGCAGAAAGCACUGCUGUUGGAGGCACCCCGCUGCAAGAUCCGAGGCAAUGCCACGCCAGAGUGCCCCCGUACGCCGGCAGAUGGCGCCACGCCGACUGGCCAGAUAUGCGGUACGGCUCGCCUGCACAUGUCGACGUACGCGAACCUCAGAAACGCCUACCCGUACAUGCUGGCCGAAAUGACGAACAGGUAUCGAACGAUGGAGACGUCGGAACGGCAGAAGUUUCUGUCGGACGUCACCUUCACUGGUCAGGGGAAAUGGAGCGGCUACUGGCGUCCACAGGCCCCUCGCAACUGGGCCGAACUCGGAGACACUUUGGCAGAGAUGCUGACGUUCGGCAUGCUGGGUGUUCACCUGUACGGGGUCGGCGCCUGCCACCUGGCGAACGUGACGAGAGAGGCGGAGGCCGAGCUCUGCCUGCGGUGGUUCUCCCUCUCCGUGUUCUUUCCGGUGCACCAGGCUCUUGGACAGCCGACAAAUCCAAUCCAGAGGCGUGUGGUGGCGCAGGCGUCGAAGGCGACCGCCCUGCGCCGCUUUCUGCUGCCGUACGCCUACACGCAGCUGGUGAAGGCAUCGCGCAGCGGAGGCACGCUGUCGCGCCCCACCUAUAUCGAGUGA
Messenger RNA from Dermacentor silvarum, 1113 nucleotides. RefSeq lists its product as uncharacterized. Gene Ontology annotation, biological process: carbohydrate metabolic process. The coding region runs from base 1 to 1113 and encodes 370 amino acids. Lineage: Eukaryota; Metazoa; Arthropoda; Arachnida; Ixodida; Ixodidae. The record is from RefSeq and is a predicted model, not a curated record. Gene Ontology annotation, molecular function: alpha-1,4-glucosidase activity; carbohydrate binding. The transcript is spliced from 9 exons.